GCGGUGACAGGGACAGGUAAGUGUUAGGGAACAGGAUGCGGGUUGUAAUUCUACUGGAGAGUUUCCUACCUUCUAGUGCAGUGUAUGUGGCUGUCUGAGGUGAUGUACUGUGGGAGACCAGAUAUAGUGAAUGCAGGGUCCAGGGAAAGCAGAUAUAGUGAAUGCAGGGUCCGGGGAGACCAGAUAUAGUGAAUGCAGGGUCCGGGGAGACCAGAUAUAGUGAAUGCAGGGUCCGGGGAGACCAGAUAUAGUGAAUGCAGGGUCCGGGGAGACCAAUAUAGUGAAUGCAGGGAGACCAGAUAUAGUGAAUGCAGGGUCCGGGGA
Molecule: messenger RNA, 324 nt
Organism: Staurois parvus
Lineage: Eukaryota; Metazoa; Chordata; Amphibia; Anura; Ranidae
Source: the annotation of a GenBank genome assembly